CUCCACGUUAGAGAAUCAAAUUAUUCCUGAGUUCUAUAUUAUUUGCAGGACUUGUACAUUGCAAACUUACAGAUUUUGUAACGUGGUGACAAAUAUUCCAUGUCUCCUUGCUCUUAAGGAAAUUACCUCAAAUAAAAACAAUUGCACAAAGAAAUAUUUACAAGAAAAAUAAAGGAAUUAAGCCCUUUUUGGAACAGAAGUCCUAGUCUUCAACAGAGGAAGGAAUUUGCCCAAAGUAAUUCCAGGUCCGCAAUGUGCUCUGAACCAAAGGAAACCAGUUCAGAAUUGUCCACGUCUUCCGCAAUUUUCCCCUCUCUCUUGCUAUCGUUAGAUUCAGAGCUGCUUGUGGACUCAUCUACAUCCACAAGAACAGAUAGCUAUUCGUCUAUCGAAUUAUUCCGAGAGGCAGAAGAGCUUAAAGAUGAUGGCUGGUUCCAUUGCAAGAAUUCUACUCUUCUGGACAAUAGUAAAGCUGCAAACAUUGAUGUCAUUGCCCAGCCUUCAAAUGUCUCCGAAAUUAUAGAACAUACUGAAAAUAUUAGAAGAGAAAGAAGCUUCAAAAACUCUGUGACAGAUGCAACUGAGAUGUGUGGGAAUUUUCAUCCUGAAUUGGUUAGAGUUGCAGGUAAAACCAUCUCCAAAUUGCAACCUGACAGUGAACAGAAAGGGAUUCGUGCAAUUUCCACUCCAUCAAAGCAGAAAAACCUAAGGCAAGAUGAAGUGCCAGUUUGUAGCAUUAUCCUAGCUCCUGUGUGUUAUCGACCAGCUAAAGUAUGGCAGUAUGAACAUCUGCAACCUGGCACAACAUUUGAAAACGUACCUCUAGGUAAAUCAUCUUCAAAUUUACUGUUUCAUUAUGUCUAUUUUACCCUCCAAACCUAUAUGUGGAUCCAUGAAGAUUAAAGCGAAUUACUUGGGUGCCAUGUACAUUUUCUUUUUUUAUAAAUGGUGAAAAAAUAUCAUGUAGAACCAAGCAACUGCAGAUACUGGUUAAUACACAAAAGGACACAAAGUGCUGGAGUAACUCAGCAGGGCAGGUCGCAUCUCUGGAGAACUGGCCAGUCUGAAGAAGGGUCACAACCCGAAACAUCAUAUAUCCAUGUUCUUCAGAGAUGCUGCCUGACCUGUUGUGUUACUCCAGCACUUUGUGUCCUUUUGUACAAAACAUCAGCCAUGGAUGUUCAGCAAAGUAGUCAUCCAAUCUGCAUUUGGUUGUCUCAAUAUAGAGACCAGUGAAUACCGUACAUUAGGACAGGCACUAAAUGCUGGAGUAACUCAUCGGGACAGGCAACUUUUCUGAAGAGAUGGGGUUGCGAUCCUUCUUCAGUACAUUAAGUGCUUAUUAACAACAGGACUGGGGGCAUGGAUUUACUGCAGAUAACAAAAAUCAUGGUUACUAUUGAAGCUUUGUAAUUAAUAAACUCACAGUUCUAAUAUCCAAUACAAAUAUCUGUCAUUGAUGUACAGAGCGAUAUUGGGGUCAAAGUCCAAAACACCCUGAAAAUGCCAAGAUUCAUAGAUGUCUUCAAUGAUCGGGACUUUGAGUACAGGAGUCAAGAGGUUAAAGGGUAUUAACUAUAAGGAUAGGUUGGACAAACUUGUAUUGUUUUCCCUAGAACAUCUGAAGCUGAGGCGAGAUCUGAAAGAUGUAAAAUUAUGAGAGGUAUGGAUCAUGGAGACGGCAAGAAUUUCUUUCCCCAAGGGGUAAUGUCAGACACUAGAGGGCGUAGUUUUUAGACGAUAAGGACAAAAUUUAAAGUAGAUGUGCGGGUCAAUUUUUUUUACACACAAGAUGGAGGGUGCCUGUAACAUGCUGCCUGGAGUGAUGUAGGAGGAUACAAUUUAAGAGGCUUCUAGUUAGGUACAUGGAUAUGCAGGGAAUGGAGGGAUAUGGAUCACGUGCUGGCAGAGGAGAUUAGUUUAACUUGGCACCAUGUUCAGCACGGACAUUGUGGCAAAGGGAUUGUUCCUGUGCUUCCUCUUCUAUGUUCUAACUUCUAAAUCCCCCAAGUGGACAUAAAUAUGCCCGAUAAUACUGUGAAAACAUUAACAAACUUUAGUGAAUGUAUUAGAAUAACUAAACACCAAAAAGGAAGUAUUAGCUGACAAACUGCUUCUAUUUAAACUUACAAGUAGUGACAGGUUUUGCAAUUUCAAGGUACAGCUGUGCAAAGAAAACCAUCCUCUAUUAGAUUAGCACACAGCAGGAAGCCACUCGGCAUAAGUAGUCUGGAAACUGAUCACAGAACUUGCACAAUGAUUGGUUCCUCAACAUGUAUGUGUACAUUGUGUGUGUGUAUAUAUA
Messenger RNA from Leucoraja erinaceus (little skate), 2305 nucleotides. RefSeq lists its product as uncharacterized. The record is from RefSeq and is a predicted model, not a curated record. The transcript has 8 exons. The coding region runs from base 253 to 903 and encodes 216 amino acids. NCBI's taxonomy places the organism in Eukaryota, Metazoa, Chordata, Chondrichthyes, Rajiformes, Rajidae. Gene Ontology annotation, cellular component: kinetochore. Gene Ontology annotation, biological process: male meiosis chromosome segregation; meiotic sister chromatid cohesion, centromeric; homologous chromosome segregation.